AUGAGGACGAUCCCGCUAAAGCUGCCCCAGAAGGGGGAAGGCGAGCUCUUUGGCCUCCUCGAGCACCACUGCUGCGAGCACUACGGCCGCCACCAGCUCGUCGUCGUUCGGCCCAUUCUUCAGAAGUGGGAUCGUCUCCGCAGAGAAAUCUCUCGCGCUUCCCCGCGAGCAGGAUCCUCGCGUGUCCUCGCCCUUCACAGGGCGUACUUGACUCUCUGCUGUCUCCUCGAACGGCACUUCUCCGUCUCGCCGCCGUCUUCGCCGCGCCGACUCGCCGCCUCACUCGCCUCGUCCCUCCCUUCUUUGUGGACCAGCAGUCUCGCGUGCCCGCCCGCCCGCUCUCCCGCGUCUUCGCCUUCUGCGUCUCCCGCCUCGUCCUCAUCUGCCUCUUCUGCGUCUUGCGCGGCUUCGGUCUCUUCGCUUUCUCCGGGGUUUCUCUCGCCGCAGAAGGGCGAGAAGGCCACGCCGACAAAGGGUGUCUCCAGCUCUCGCUCGGGCGGACCGACUGGGCUCCCCGUUCUGCAUGCGGACUUUUGGGCCUUCGAGAAGGCGUGUGCCUUGUUCAACUGCGCCGCGUGUGAAGCCAAUGCGGGGUUGUUUGUGAACCGCGAGAAGAUCGAGGAAUUCCAGGAGGCUCUGGAACGCUUCCUGAAAGCGGGGGCGAUCUUUCAGCUUCUCCGCGAAACGCUGCCUUCGCUCUUUUCGUGCGUGGCCGUGCCAAGAGAGGGCGAAGGCAGCUCGGCCGCCGCGUCGGCGCGCGCCAGUCUCCCGCGUGCCGCAUGUCCCGAGUUUUCUUUCCACGCACUCACGGCGUACAUCUUCAUGAUGAAGGCCCAGGCCCAGUGCGUUUCGUACGAGAGAGCCCUGCGCGAGAAACUGGGGAAGCGCCUGCUGUCGAAGCUGGCUGCUCAGGUCGCCGCCUUCUAUGCCUCCGCUCUCUCCCAUCUUCGCCGCGUCCAGGAGGAGGCAAACACCAGCGCAAAUGCAGGCCCGCUGUUCGCCCCGUCUCUCGCCUCUGCUGCUGCACGAGGAGACGCUGCAGGGGCGCGCGCACAAACAGAAGGAGGCGUCCUGGCGAUGUGGCUUCGGAGUCAGGAGCUCUCCUACCUCGCAGCCGCCCACUUCCAGCUCGCCCGGCACGAACGCGAACAGGUCGAAAUGGAAGGUGAAGGCUAUGGCCGCCUGGUUGCGCGUCUCCGAGUGAGUCGGGACUUCCUCGUGCAGGCCUCGGACCUGGUGCAGGCUCACGGCCUCAAAUGCAACUUGAACGGUCUCCUCACCCACAUCGUGGCGACGCACGACCAGAUGGAAAACGACAACGCGAUGGUGUAUCUGGAGGCCGUUCCGGAUCGCUCGCGCCUGGCGCCUCUCGAGCAGGCCUGCUGCGUCGAGCUGCCUUCGAUUACGAUUCAAGAUCUGCAAGAAGAGGACGAGCUCGCGGCGAAGCAGCUGUGUCAGCUUCUCCCGACUUCCGUUCGCGUCAAGGGAGAGGAGUAUGCCACCAGAUACCGAAACGGAAUUCGCGCGCUGAAGCAGCAGGGGACGGAUGAGCUGUCUCGCGUUUCCGGCUUUCUCCUCGCUCAUCGACUUCCGGACAAGCUGCGCGAACUUGCGCUAAACAUCGACGAGGAGAAAAAAGCGCAGAAGCAGCCCGGCGAGGACUUGACUGUCGAGGUACCUACGCGUCUCUGGACGCAAAUCAUGGCUGUCGAAGCCGCCGGUGGCAUUGCCGGGUACGAGCGACAGCAGCAACUUCUCGCGCAGGCGUCCCUAGGCACGCAGACGCAGCUUCGCGAAAUCGAAGAUCUUCUGAGGCGAGAAGAGGCGGAAGACCAGGCCUUCCGAGAGGAAGUCUUGAGUCCGAGUUCCCGCGCUCGAGGAACGAUUAGCGACUCCCAGCUCGGCACUGAAGAGAGGACAGACGAGGAGCAACUCAUGCUUCUGGUGCCGAGCUCAGAGCUCGCCUCUCAGUUUGCCGUUUCGCUCGAAAAAUAUCGAAGCAAAGCUGAGCAAGCGCAAAGUGCCAACCUUUCUCUUGAGGCAAAGCUGAAGCAAGCUGUCGCGCCCGUCCCUUUCUCGUCCCCGUCUCGUUUCUCGUCUCCGUCUCGUUUCUCGUCUCCGUCCUCUCUCGCCUCGUCGCCUGCCUCGGCUCUGCCAGCAUCUCCGGAAGCUGCGCAUCGAAGGCGGCUGUCGCCGUCCUCUCUCUGCAUGCACUCUGUCCUCAAGGCCACGUCGCCCGCACACUUCCUUGCCAGUCUCCUUCCGCGGCUCCAGGAGCACGUGCGAAGGCGCGAGCGCGAGGCGGAAAGAAUCCAAGCGGCGGAGAGGCACGAGAGAUGCCGCCAAAGAGAAGAGACACUGCGCGACGCGCACGAGGCUCUCGCUGAGCUGGAAAGGAGCGUCCACGCCCUGCAGCAGGCGACAGAGAGGGUGCACGAGGAUUUCGACCUUAACGCCAUCCAUGGUCUGCUUUUGCGGGCUCGGAACGAAGGCGAAGCCUUCGACUCUGUCCUGUUUCGCGAGGAGGAGGCGACGCUCAGGCCGGCGCAAGAAAGGAUCGCUUGUGCAUGCAGAGAUGUCCGUGCGCGCCAUGAGACUGCAGCGGCGUGCUGGGAGAGGGUGGAAGCCUGCGAGGUCUCGUGGAGCCUCUUUGUUCGCACGGAGAAGGAGAAGGCGAACCAAGCAGUCCGAGCAGAGGCCGAGCGCGUCUUUCAGAAAGUCGAGAGACAGAUCGGUCUCCUGCUCGAAAUGCAGGAGGAGCAAGAAGAAGGCGCGAGUUUCUUCUGCCAGCUUCAGCAGUUUCUUCUGGUGAUUAGGCGCCAAGUCGAGGACUGGAGCGAAACUCGGGCGGCAACAAGACAGAGACUGACGGAACGGCGACACUCUCUUCAGAGCACUAGAGCGCGGCUGGCGAGCGACGGCGCAGGAGGGCGAGGAGACAGCACGGCGACGGACACGAAAGACGCGUCGGAGUCUGGAGAGAUGGUGCCUAGCUGCGGCGACACGCGUCACGGGAGAGAUCCAGAAGCGCGCUUGUCGGCGCUCCUGCAAGGCCGGGCCGGGGGGGCCUGCGGGCCGGACGGCGCAACUCUCGCUUCCUCGUGGUCACCUCACUUCCCUCAGUGCGAUGUUCCCUACUCGCCAUCGAAGAGCUGGUGCACGCGAGGAACCGCGGAGCGACUUGGCGCAUGCAGCCCCGCGAAACAGUCCCCGCCUGUGUCGCCUGGGAGCCAGGCGCAGGAUGGGCGUCCUCCACCGGUCUCUGGGAUAGCGGAACAGAGGAGGAUCGGAGACGACGAGGAGACAGGCGAUGCACUCGAUAGGCUGUUGCACAGUACGCACGCAUUUUCGGUGUUUCUGCCGCCUGUCCCGUCACAGCCCGUCGAGGCGGUCUCUCAGCCGGCCUUUCCGGACCUUCUGAGCGCGUCGCGCAGGGGCGGGCCGGCGCAGGAAAACGCGGAAAGCAGAGCUCGUUCGCAGGCGGAAGACGGCGCAAGGCGAGAGCAUAACGGGGGGGUAGAUGGAGGCGGGAACAGCGGGAAGAUGCACCCGAUGUCGCUGAGUAAGGCAAGGCUCGGUACAGAGAUCGGAGACGAAGUCGACAUGGAAACCACUGCAGUCGGCGUGCCGUUCGAAGAUGAGGGAGAAGAAACUGAGGGUGAAGAUGAGAAAGAAAAUGCGCGAGACGAGGAGGGGGAGGCACAUGUCUUUGGAGGCGGAACAGCAGGAAAAGGUGGGAAUGUCUUUCGUUUCAGCGAGAAGGCGGGAGGAAACGGAGACAUGUGCGCCGUGAAAGACUUCCGCGCCGCGCAGGACGAUCUGGAGAGCCUCCAGUAG
Molecule: messenger RNA, 3837 nt
Organism: Neospora caninum
Lineage: Eukaryota; Apicomplexa; Conoidasida; Eucoccidiorida; Sarcocystidae
Exons: 13
Coding region: 1-3837 (1278 amino acids)
Biological process (GO): protein transport to vacuole involved in ubiquitin-dependent protein catabolic process via the multivesicular body sorting pathway
Cellular component (GO): endosome
Source: RefSeq, a predicted model, not a curated record